Messenger RNA from Manis javanica (Malayan pangolin), 1941 nucleotides. It is a transcript of the gene PAK1IP1, whose product is annotated as PAK1 interacting protein 1. The record is from RefSeq and is a predicted model, not a curated record. NCBI's taxonomy places the organism in Eukaryota, Metazoa, Chordata, Mammalia, Pholidota, Manidae. Gene Ontology annotation, molecular function: protein binding.
AACUUGAGCGCCGACGCAGGAAGGUCCGCCGCUUUCCCUUGCGUCCGAUGUCGUCAUCUGUACGCCGAGUCGGACUUGCUGAAGAGGCACGUGCGUGGUUGAAUGGAGCUGGUAGCUGGUUGCUACGAGCAGGUCCUUUUCGGCUUCGCUGUGCGUCCGGAGGUCAAUGCAAGCGGCGACCGCAAGCAGAAAUGGAAUCCUGUGGCCGACUUCACUCACCAUGCCCACACUGCGUCCUUGUCAGCAGUGGCUGUAAACAGUCGUUUUGUAGUCACUGGGAGCAAAGAUGAAACCAUUCAUAUUUAUGACAUGAAAAAGAAGAUAGAUCAUGGGGCUCUAGUACAUCACAAUGGCACAAUAACUUGCCUGAAAUUCUUUGGCAACAGGCACUUAAUCAGUGGGGCAGAAGACGGACUUAUUUGUGUCUGGGAUGCAAAGAAAUGGGACUGCCUGAAGUCGAUCAGAGCUCACAAAGGACAUGUGACCUUCCUUUCCAUUCACCCAUCUGGCAAGUUGGCCCUGUCUGUGGGUACAGAUAAGACAUUAAGAACAUGGAAUCUUGUGGAAGGAAGAUCAGCAUUUAUAAAAAAUAUAAAACAAAAUGCUCACAUAGUGGAAUGGUCCCCAAAAGGAGAGAAAUACGUAGUUGUCAUACUGAAUAAAAUAGAUAUAUAUCAGCUGGAUACUGCAUCUGUCAGUGGUACCAUCACAAAUGAAAAGAGGGUGUCUUCUGUUACCUUUCUUUCUGAGUCUGUCCUUGCAGUGACUGGAGAUGAAGAAGUUGUAAGGUUUUUUGACUGUGAGUCACUAGUGUGCCUCUGUGAAUUUAAAGCUCAUGAAAACAGGAUAAAAGACAUGUCUAGCUUUGAAAUUCCAGAGCAUCAGGUUAUUGUUACAGCAUCGAGUGAUGGUUUCAUCAAAAUGUGGAAGCUUCAGCAGGAUAAGAAAGUUCCCCCAUCUUUGCUCUGUGAAGUGAACACUAACGCCAGGCUUACCUGUCUUGGAGUGUGGCUAGACAGAGUGACAGACGCAAAAGAAAGCCCUCCUCGGAUUACAGAGCCUUCCCUUGUAACUGAAGAAGAACAGUCCAAAACCAACAAAAAGGAAUCUGGCAGUGUAGUGCAGGAAGAAGAAAGGCAGUCCGGACCCAGCGUGAAGAAAGGUGGUUUAGCUGGUGACGGUAGGAAUAAGCCAAUGAAAGGAAAUAGUCUGAUGUCAACCAAGAAGAGGAAGAUGGUAGAAAUGUUGGAAAAGAAGAAGAGAAAAAAGAAGAAAAUGUCAGUGGUGCAGUGAAUCCCAAAUUUCUCAUAAGAGAAGAAAACUUUUCAGAUGGAAUCAUUCUUCCCAAAUAUACCUAAUUUCUUGUCCUGAGUAAAGCUAAGAAUUUCUUCUUUUGGAGAAUAUGUACAGCUUUAAAAGAGCCACUUUUAGGUGGUUUUUAUUUUAACAGUGGUAAAACUUUUCAGUAGGCAACAGCUUACUAAUUAUAUGUCACAGUGAUGUGUAGUGUGUUAAAUGUAUAAUAUAUAAUUUUUACUGUUGUGAAAAAGAUCUUUCUCAAUAUGUGAUGGUUAAAAAUAGUACAGAAUCUUAAAUAUAUUCCUUACCAGAGGUGGAUAAAAGAGGUUUGGUUUUUUUUUGUUUUGUUUUUUUGUUUUUUAUAUUUUUCUCCUAAAUGGGGGAAGAAUUAUAAAAACUGCUUUAUUUUGGCUUUUUCAGAUCGUUCUAGUAUUUUAAUGCAGAUUUUCUUCAUUUUGAUAGCUAAAGUGUACAAAAAGAUUUUCACACCAGGAAAUAAAGACAAAUGUAAAAAGUAUAGACAUAUAAAAUACACAUGUAUAGAGCAUAUGCUUAAGUUUACGGCUAUGUAUAAAAAGGUUAUUAGAAAUAUUGCCGUACUUCAUUAAAUUGUGCUUCUUCCAAGCUGUGAGUGACAAGGUA